Messenger RNA from Elaeis guineensis (African oil palm), 628 nucleotides. RefSeq names its product glucan endo-1,3-beta-glucosidase 1. The record is from RefSeq and is a predicted model, not a curated record. NCBI's taxonomy places the organism in Eukaryota, Viridiplantae, Streptophyta, Magnoliopsida, Arecales, Arecaceae.
CAAGCUCAAGGGAUGAAGAACGGGAACAAGAUGACUUCCAUUUCCAUAACGAUGCUGAUCUCUGUGCUGUUUUUGGUGUUAGUGACACCAAGAUCAGAUGGGGCAUAUCUGGAGCAGCAAUGGUGUGUAGCUGAUGAACAAACGCCAGAUGAUGUUCUACAGCUGGCUAUGGAUUGGGCAUGCGGUAUUGGGGGUGCAGACUGCAGGAUGAUCCAACCAAACAAGUCCUGCUACCUUCCCAACACUGUUAGGGACCAUGCAUCCUAUGCCUUCAACAGCUACUGGCAGAAAUUCAAAAACUACGGAGGUUCUUGUUACUUCAAUGCUGCUGCCAUGGUCACUGACUUGAACCCAAGUCAUGGUUCAUGUCACUUUGAGUCACUUUCCUGAUACUAAGAAACCAUGCCAUGAUUAAGAUUUUCAGCUUUUCUCUUAAUGAUGCUUAAUUAAGCUGAUCGUCUUGCUGGGUAAAUCUCUCCCUUGGUUCAAGAAAGACAAGGCUAGGCAGCAGACUAUGAAAUUUACUUCUCUAAAUUUAUUGUGUUUGUCAUAAUUAAUAUGAUCAUAGAUGUUUAGAUAUCAAUCUAAGGUGUUUUCUGUGAUCUAAGAAACAAGGAUAAUUGAUUAA